ACUCAUAGGUCCGUGAAAUUGUUAAGUGAAUUGUAUUCUUGGAUUAAAAAAAUGAAAGCUGUAAACAUAACAUCUGAUAACAUCAGCGAGAGCGAAGCCGGAGCGAAGUAGUUGGAAGUAGUACUGAUUGCAAUGGAUGGGAUAGAUCUUUUAGCGGAAAAUAUUAUCAAAAUUGAAGAGUUCAAAGAAGAGCCAGUGGACGAGAUAGAAGACUACUGCUGGAAUUCUAUUGCUAAAGAUGUAACCAGUGCUUUACAGCAGUCGGUGAAAGAAGAAGAUGAUAGAGAUGAUGAUCCUCUAGCGGCGUGUUGUGAAGGUGUUUCUGUUGCAACAGUAGAACCAAAAUCUUUACGUUCCCCAGUUCGAGAAUUUCGCACUCGCAUGCGCAACGCUACUGAUCGAAAAACCAUUCAAUGUUCAGUGUGCGAGAAGAGAUUCACUCGAAAACGAAGUUUCCAUGAACACAUGCGCACCCACACAGGAGAAAAACCUUUCCGGUGUUCCAUCUGUGAGAAGAACUUCAGUGUGAAAGGAAACUUAGAUACGCACAUGCGCACGCACACUGGAGAAAAACCUUUUCAGUGUUCCGUCUGCAAAACAUAUUUCAGACAAAAAACAGGAUUAAAUAUUCACAUGCGCGCCCACACUGGUAAAUUUUUUCAGUGUUCCAUCUGUGGAAAAUGUUUCAGUGCAAAAGGAAACUUAGAUAUCCACUUGCGCACCCACAGUGGUAAUAAACCUUUUCAUUGUUCCUUCUGUGAGAGGAGCUUCAGUGUUAGGGGAAACUUAGAGAGGCACAUGCGCACGCACACUGGUAGUAAACCUUUUCAGUGUUCCAUCUGUGAAAAGAGCUUCAGUGAAAAGGGAAAUUUAGAUAGACACAUGCGCACGCACACUGGUAAUAAACCGUUUCGGUGUUCCAUCUGUGGAAAGAGCUUCAGUGAAAAGGGAGACUUGCGCGGACACAUGCGCACGCAUACUGGUGAAAAAUCGUUUCGAUGUUCCAUCUGUGAAAAAUGUUACAGACACAAACGAAACUUAGAUACCCACAUGUGCACCCACAGUGGUAGUAAACCCUUUCAGUGUUCCAUCUGUGAAAGAAGCUUCAGUCGAAAAGGAAUCCUAGAUAUCCACAUGCGCACUCACACUGGUAAUAAACCUUUUCAGUGUUCUAUCUGUGGAAAGAGCUUCAGCCAAAGUGGAAACUUACAUAGCCACAUGCGAACCCACAGCGGUAAUAAACCCUUUCAGUGUUCCAUCUGUGAAAAAUGCUUCAGUCAAAGUGGAAACUUACAUAGCCACAUGCUCACACACAGUGAUAAGAAACAUCUUCAGUGUUCCAUCUGUGAAAAGAGCUUCAGUCGAAAGGGAAUAUUAGAUAGGCACAUGCGCACUCACUCUGAUAAAAAAACCCUCUAGUGUUCAUCUGUGGAAAGAGUUUCAGUGAAAUGGGACAGUUACAUAACCACAAACGCCCUCGCACUGGUAAUAAACCUUUUUAGAGUUGCAUCUGUGAAAAGUGCUUCAUUGAAAACGAAGGCUUACGUAGGCACAUGCGCGCGCAUUGUAGAGAAAAUCCUUUUCAGUGUUUUAUAUGUGAAAAGGGUCAGAGAAAAAAAUUAAAAAUUCACAUUCGCACCAAUAAUUGUGAAAAGUGUUCAGUGUUCCAUCUGUGUAAAUCGCUUUAGAGUAAAAGGAGACUUAUACUGGCACAUGUGUACUCACACUGAGAAUAUCCUUUUCAGUGUUCCGUCUGAAAACAGCUUCAGGGAAAAGAGAAAUUUAUUCACGCACUGACAGAGCUAAAAUCCGUUUCAUUUGUGAACUAGUGGUGCUAAAGGAUGGCACAGUUUUUCACGUAUUAGUUGUGUAUUUCUUUUGGUCUCGGAUAGCUCGGCAAAAAUAAUGAAAAAUAAUAAUCAGGAUAUUUUUAACGCAAGUAACAAAACUAAAGCAAUGUUGAAUAUUGUAAAAAAUACGACCACAUCAUCUCUAUACUUAGUAGAGAAUGUUACUUUUAAGGAUAAUGAAGAAGCAGGUAAUCCGGAAAAAGUGGCUAAUUUCAACCAACACUUCUAGAAAUACGGCUGAACUGACGAAGGGACAAAGACUACCAAAUUCAACUUCAUUAACCUUCUCCAAAAAUGUUCGGCACGAUGUUUAUUUUCCUAACUUCUAAGGAAAUCCUGAAAAUAAUCAGUAAACUAAAAAAUAAAUAUUCACCUGGUUUUGAUGAAUUUCCGGAUUUUUUUAUCGAAAACUUGUGUACCUGCGUUUAUACACUCGUUAACUCACGUUUUAAAUGCUGCUUUACGCACAUAAAUAUUUCCAGAUAUUUUCAAAACAGUAAAACUUUAGCCACCUUUUUAAAAAAGGGUACAACAAUGAAAUUCAAAAUUAUCGGCCAAUUUCUGUUUUGUCAGUUUUCUCUAAAAUGUUAGAGAGGCUUUUCAAUACGCGAAUGGAAACUUUCCUGAAGAAAAACGAAGCGUUUUCAGACUUACAACACGGUUUUAAAAAUUCAAAAUCUUCAGAAACUGCCGUUUUUCUUUUCUUAAAGAUGUUGCUUCAUCAAUGGAGGAAAAUGAAGGACCCAUUGAAAUAUUUUUAGAUCUUUCGAAAGCUUUUGACGUUAUUGACCAUAACAUCUUGCUAUCAAAAUUACCUUCUAAUGGAAUUCGUAGUAUCGCCCUAGGUUGGAUAACCUCGUACCUUAAACAUCGAUCUCAAAGAGUAGAAAUACCGUACUGGCACGAAGGACAUUAUUUACUUGACUUUACC
This is a messenger RNA of Gryllus bimaculatus (two-spotted cricket), 2781 nucleotides long. NCBI's taxonomy places the organism in Eukaryota, Metazoa, Arthropoda, Insecta, Orthoptera, Gryllidae. The record is from the annotation of a GenBank genome assembly.